This is a messenger RNA of Carica papaya (papaya), 1482 nucleotides long. The record is from RefSeq and is a predicted model, not a curated record. NCBI's taxonomy places the organism in Eukaryota, Viridiplantae, Streptophyta, Magnoliopsida, Brassicales, Caricaceae.
UGUCAAAAAAAGAGAGAAGAGACUGGCGAGACUUACCCACUCAAAACCUUACCCAUCUCUGUAAACCCAAGCUCCACCUUCUCCUCCGGUCACCGUCGAAAUUUCACAGUCCGUGUAGCUGGAGACCCCUCUGGAAGAAUGAAAUUCAGAAGUUAUGCGGGCAUUACAAAACCCAGUUUCUUGCUUGUACAUCCAGAGAUACCUGCCUUUGUGUAUUGUAAGUUCCAAUAUAAGCCCCACCUGACUGAUACGUCAUCGACUCUUGAAAUUCCAUGUUAUGGGAGAAGUACUGGACUGGCUACUAGGUUCCAAUGUGCUAUUGCGGAUAGGACUUUUGCAUCUGGAUCUGUAGAUUCAUCUGUGUCUAAGUUGGAAACUGUUGGUUUAGGCCGGAAGCAGAGACAUUCAUCGUCGUUGUAUAGUCGUCCUAGUUUAUUAGAGAUGAAGAACGAAAAGAUAGCAAAUCGAGCCAGGGUUUAUGAGUUCUUGAGGGGAAUUGGUAUUGUUCCAGAUGAGCUUGAUGGGUUGGAACUUCCUGUCACAGUAGAGGUCAUGAAGGAGCGUGUGGACUUUCUUCACAAAUUGGGGCUUACAAUCCAAGACAUAAAUAAUUACCCACUCAUUCUUGGUUGCAGUGUGAAGAAGAACAUGGUUCCAGUGCUUGACUACCUUGGAAAAUUGGGUGUUAGGAAAUCCACUUUCACAGAGUUUUUGAGAAGAUAUCCACAAGUUCUUCAUGCUAGUGUUGUUGUAGACCUUGCUCCAGUGGUCAAGUAUCUCCAAGGCUUGGAUAUCAAGCCAAAUGAUAUUCCUCGGGUUCUUGAGAGAUAUCCAGAGGUUCUGGGGUUUAAACUCGAGGGAACCAUGAGUACGUCAGUGGCCUAUUUGGUGGGAAUAGGGGUAGCAAGAAGGGAAAUUGGAGGUGUUUUAACCAGAGACCCUGAGAUUUUAGGGAUGCGGGUAGGCCGUGUGAUCAAGCCUUUUGUUGAAUAUCUUGAGAGCUUGGGUAUUCCAAGAUUAGCCGUGGCUAGAUUGGUAGAGAAGAGUCCUCACAUCCUUGGAUUUGAAUUGGCAGAUACAGUGAAACAAAAUGUUCAAUACUUGUUAGAAUUUAAUGUGAGGAAAUCAUCACUUCCUUCUGUAAUAGCACAAUAUCCUGAAAUAAUAGGAAUUGACUUGAAGCCUAAGCUUCAUAGUCAAAGGAAUUUGCUUUAUUCACUCAUUGGUUUGGGUCCUGAGGAUUUUGGCAGCGUCAUUGAAAAGAUGCCAAUGGUUGUUAGCCUCAAUGAUGCUCCAGUGCUAAAGCAUGUGGAUUUCCUUAAAGAAUGCGGAUUCUCCUUGGAACAAGUGAGGAAGAUGAUUGUAGGGUGUCCCCAAGUGCUGGCUUUGCAUCUUGACAUUAUGAAGCUUAGCUUUGACUACUACCCAGAGAUGCAAAGGCCUCUGGAUGAUUUGGAGGAAGAAUCUAAAGCAACAGCUUGA